This is a messenger RNA of Bipolaris victoriae FI3, 2172 nucleotides long. RefSeq lists its product as hypothetical. The record is from RefSeq and is a predicted model, not a curated record. Gene Ontology annotation, molecular function: DNA binding; zinc ion binding; DNA-binding transcription factor activity, RNA polymerase II-specific. The transcript is spliced from 3 exons. Lineage: Eukaryota; Fungi; Ascomycota; Dothideomycetes; Pleosporales; Pleosporaceae. Bases 1 to 2172 code for a protein of 723 amino acids. Gene Ontology annotation, biological process: regulation of DNA-templated transcription; DNA-templated transcription.
AUGUUGGCCACCUUUGCCGCUAACAACGAGUUUUUCAGGAAGCGCAAAAGAGUCCACCGCGCAUGUGAAUCAUGCAAGAAGCGGAGAAAGCGCUGCAGCCACACUUUUGACGACGAGGGCAGUACUUUUGAAGACGACAAGGCCAGUACUGGAAUCGGAAGCUCUUCCCAAAGUGGACACGCACCCAACCAUACCUCAGAUCCUCGUGGGCCUUCUGCGAACGGGCAUUACCAUGCCCAAGAUCCAAGAGGGCCCCGUGGGGACCUGCAUUCUCACGGCCAUGCCCAGUCCACAAUGCCGCCGUCACAAAGCCCGGCCUCCGACCAAACCGCCCAGACUCCACCAAACUUCUUGGGCUACCUGAACCCAGAAGCUGUCUUGCGAGAGCAAGUCCAUUCGGAGCGAGGAAAGACAGCAUCAUCGCCCGGCCCACCUCCUAUCGGCCAAUGGGUUGAGGAGCGAGACCAGAGGCCAAAUUCGACGCAGAUAGGGCCCCAUACUGCGCGUAUCGUCGAAACAGGACCGCAGUCUAACCAAGAAUCUCAAAUAUCCCGCGCUCUCUUGACGUAUCUGGAAGCUGUCGGGGUAGAUAUUCUGCCCUCCCGGGCAAACCAAACUGCCCUUCUUGAGAUUUACUUCAACUACGUUCAUCCCCUGCUGCCACUGGUGGAUAAGGAUCUCUUUUACGAGCAAUACAACCAUGGCCGAGAACCUAGGAUACUGAUGCAAGCAAUCUGCAUUGUGGCAUCGAAGCACGCAACCGCUGCAAAACACCUAUACCUAGGAAACACUGCUCAGCCAAUGAACCCGCGCGAGUUUUCACAGAGACUGUACAAUGCCGUCAUAGUCGGAAUUGAAGCAAAGCUCGAAAAGAACCGUGUCGUGCUCAUUCAAGUACUCGCUUUGAUAUCACUCCACUGCGAAGGACCAGAUGGCGCUGAGCAAGCUUCGAUGCAUCUUGCUCAAGCUAUACAUCAUGCUCACACAUUCGGUCUCCAGUUUGGUCACCAGUGGAAGAAUCAGAGCUCCGAGUCGCAAGGCAACCUGGAAGAUGUCUUUUGGUGUUUGUGGAGUCUUGACAAGAUCAAUGCCUGCAUGAAUGGACGUCCUCUACUUAUGCAUGACCGAGACAAUAGCUUGAGGCAGCUGCCAUCGGAUCCCGAGAAGCGGUCGAGCCCUUUUGGUAUCUGGCUUCAGAUAUCAGAGAUGCUGGACAAGGUCAUUGAUUACUACCGGCCUGGUAGAGCAGCCGAAGAGACGGGUUGGGAAGGCGAUGACUUUCUGGGAUUCGAGGAGAUGGUUGGAGAUGGUGAAGACAAACUCGAUGGUCCGAUUAUGAGUCUUUUGUCACUGUUCCACCAUACCAUGUGCAUGGCUUCACACAAGUCACUUUCGAUUAAUGCCCCAGUCAAGUCGACACCUUCGUAUGUUCGCCAGAGUCUGUCAGCAACAAGAGUCAUCCAUCUUCUCAACGCCGAAUCUCCUGAGCUCCUUCCGCCACUACCCAUUGUUCCGUAUGCGCUCGGAGUAGCUCUCAGCGUAGUAUACCGCCACUUCCGGUCCCGCCGUCUCAAGGUCCACGUCAAUCGCGCUACUGAAGAACUGAAGCAGUGUGUACGUCUGCUCGAUCGUCUACGUAACGCAUGGUGGGCAGCAGGCACAAUGGCCGAUCUCGGACGAGCAGUCCUCAGCAACGCAGCCGGCCGCAACACCACAACUGCUAAUACGCCCAUGCCCGUAACAUCAGAGCCCCGUCACCCCGAAUCCAAGACUGGCCCUCCAACACCACAGAACCCACAAAACACCCAAGCCCCACCCUCUAAUCAGCCCCAACACUGGCAACAAGAUAUGGAAACUCGCAUCGACCCCCGUCUCCAACACAACCAGCAGCCUCAUUCCCACGCAAACUCACCCAUGACUAGUCUUCUGAAUCCUAUACCACCAACACCUGGCCAGCACCCAACGAGCAGCGAGCGCGCCGAUCGAGCGCCCUUGACGGGUCCUCCAGCGGGCUUCGGCUUCGCAGAGCAAUCACCCGACUGGCUCAAUUUCGACGCUGCGUUUGAGAAUUUCGAGGGCUUGUUGGGGAGUUCGGGCGCGGACCUGAGUAAUGAGUUGUUUAAGCCGUUGGGGUAUGAGACGCUUGAGGGAUUUUUGGAUCCUGCUGCUUGA